AUGUCCCAAACAUCCCCGCCCCUCAUUCUGUGGGCAGGAUACUCUGCGCCAGUCAUCGUUUCCUGCCUUCACGCUCGUCCUUGGACAGUGGAGCUCAUUAGGGAACCGAAAACUCUUGCCUUACCUCGACGUUGGGUAGAUAUCCGUGGUGGUACAAUACGAGAGACCUGGAACGCCGCUCUGCACGCGGUUGUGGGCAUUAUUUUUUUUCAUCCAGGAAUUUCUCAGACCGAGCUGCGAUGGAGGCUUAGGGCAGUAUGUGAUCGACAGGAACUCGUAGACAUCGUGUGCUUUUUGAACCGUGAAGAAGCCAUUUACGCACGAGUUGGUGCAACACGUCCGACUGGCACUAUCUGGCCGGCAACAUUGGACGACGGGGAGGAACAGCAGGUUUUCCGGUUCAUUGGCAAGAAUAAGUAUUGGUAUCAAGUCUAA
Molecule: messenger RNA, 435 nt
Organism: Suillus clintonianus
Lineage: Eukaryota; Fungi; Basidiomycota; Agaricomycetes; Boletales; Suillaceae
Exons: 2
Coding region: 1-435 (144 amino acids)
Source: RefSeq, a predicted model, not a curated record